Messenger RNA from Myxocyprinus asiaticus (Chinese sucker), 2261 nucleotides. RefSeq names its product biliverdin reductase A-like. The coding region runs from base 154 to 1032 and encodes 292 amino acids. Gene Ontology annotation, biological process: heme catabolic process. The transcript has 7 exons. Gene Ontology annotation, molecular function: zinc ion binding; nucleotide binding; biliverdin reductase [NAD(P)H] activity. Lineage: Eukaryota; Metazoa; Chordata; Actinopteri; Cypriniformes; Catostomidae. The record is from RefSeq and is a predicted model, not a curated record.
CGGCGUUACGAAAAUAGAGGUAUGAAAGUUCUUGCCAGUAACCAUCGACUGCAAGCAAGUCACUGCAGAUUACCAGUCAUCACUCUUAUUUCACUCACUGCAGAUGCGCUAGCGAUCCACACGAAAGGCUCGUAGAGGACACUCAGACGAAUCAUGUUUGGCUCAGUGGUUGUGGGUAUAGGCAUCGCAGGAUGUGUAAGAAUGCGAGAUUUACUGGCUCCUUUACCAUCAAGUGCUGCAGAAAAGCUCACCAUCAAAGGAUUUGUCUCCAGGAGGAGCCUUGAAGAGCAGCAGGGAGUGAAACAGAUCUCCAUGACAGAGGCAUUAAACAGAGAAGACAUCCAGGUGGCUUUUAUAUGCACAGAAAACAAGAACCAUGAAGAGCACAUCAGACAGUUCUUGGAGGCAGGAAAGCAUGUGUGCAUUGAGUAUCCCAUGACUCUUAGCUACACAUCUGCAGUGGAGCUGUGGAACCUGGCUCAACAGAAGGGCUUAGUGCUACAUGAAGAACAUAUUGAACUCUUCACCCCUGAUUUUAAACAGCUGAAAAAAGACAUCGCUGGAAAGAUAUUAGAGGAAGGAACUCUGCACUUCACAGGUGGUCCCCUGAAGCCAGAUUUCGGGUUCUUGGCUUUCAGUGGCAUUGCCAGAUUGACCUGGUUGGCUGAUCUUUUCGGAGAGCUCACAGUUACUGCAGCAUCUUUGGUGGAUGAGAAAGAGAAAAAAUACACGAAGAUGACGGCACACUUCCUAACCCAACAGCAGAAACCCCUUACAUGGAUCGAAGAACGGGGUCCAGGACUGGGCAGAGCCAAGCACAUAAACUUUCGCUUUCUGGAUUGCACCAUUACAGAGCUCCCAGCUGGUCAGAGAGAGCCAGUGGGGCUGUUCAUGCAGGAUCUGGUGCUGUUUGGCAGGAAGCUGCAGGGAGAGGUGCCCGCUGUGGAGCUCCAUACGGAGAAGAAGAGGAUCCUGCACUGUCUGGAGCUGGCAGACCGGAUUCGCCAGCUCAGUGAAAACACUCAGGCCUGAACCUGUGCAGACAAACGGCCUUAUCUGCAUGUUCACAAAUUACCUAUUAUGGGCAUGAGCCAUUGUUCAGCUGAAGGUUUCUGUUGUUCCCAGUUGCCCCAUAUGGAGUUGUUGGGAACUGGAGUGUAACAAAUAUUUGUUUGUGUUAAAGGGAUAGUUCAUCCAAAAAUGAAAGUUCAGUCAUUAUGUACUCACCCUCAUGUUGCUCAAACCCUGCGUCUGUCCAUACAAUAAAAGUGGAUGGUGGCUGUUAAGCUCUAAAAAGGAUAAAAAUACCCAUAAAAGUGUGACAGAAAAUUUGUGAUUUAAAUUCUUAACGAUACUGCCAUAUAAAUUCAAAAUGCGGUAAAUAUGGCAACUGUGAAAGAAAUUGUAUAUUUGGUAUUUACUGCAGUUUUCACUGUUUUCUCUGAAUCUGAGCAUAACUGAGCCAAACCCGUCUGUCACAGGACAGAUAGUCUAAGAAACCUAAUAGUCAAGUUUUGACAAAAGAUGUAGUCGCUGUUUUGGCUUUGCAUGACUGGAUAAUUAUUUGUCAUUUUUUAAGCUUGACAGCCAAUGGUCACCAUCUACCUUCAUUGUAUAGAAGAGAGCAGCUUGGACAUUCAGCUAGAUAACUCCUUGUCCAUUCCACGGGACAAGAAAAUUCUAAAGGUUUGCAGCGACAUCGUGAGAGUAGAUAAUUACAACACUUUUGUUUGCAGAACUAUUUUAGAUUAUUUGAGGCUUACAGAUAUCAAUGAUUAAAAGACGAUUUUGAUUAAUUUUAUCAGCGUAAAAUUGAAGUUUUAAGUCCGAUUUGGAAAUUGAAAAAAUCUUUUGAGUAUAACUAGUAAAUCUGACUAGCUACAGUAUAUCAGAAUAUGCAGUAAGAGCACAUUCCUUAUUUGUAAGUGUGAUUUGAAGUUGUAGUGUUAUUGAUUAACAUUACACAGCUAAUUAGUUACAAAUCAACUGAAAGUCAAUGACGUGCAUAUAUCAUGGUCUACAUACAGUCAUGAGGAAGGUUCACACUUUUUUCUAACCAGUUUACGUGUCUUCAUGGUUUCAUGUUUGUGCUUGGUGUAUUGUUUUUAUUACAUAAUGUAAACUGUGCAUGCUUUUUUCUGCAUCUCAAAUGUCUGUGCUCAAAAUCUUAGAGUAAAUUUCACAAAGUGUCCAGGUUAUGUUUCACCCCCAAGUUUAUUCAAACAUUAUUUGCACUAAUAAAAAAAAUGAAGCCCAUUUUA